This is a messenger RNA of Hyaloscypha bicolor E, 611 nucleotides long. RefSeq lists its product as uncharacterized. The transcript is spliced from 2 exons. The record is from RefSeq and is a predicted model, not a curated record. Bases 1 to 327 code for a protein of 108 amino acids. Lineage: Eukaryota; Fungi; Ascomycota; Leotiomycetes; Helotiales; Hyaloscyphaceae.
AUGCUCACUAACACCCCCCACUUUCUAGAUACUACAAAUCCUACAACCGCCUCCACCACUGCCACUACCACCUCCUCUUCCAACAAAGUCGCCCAAGCAGGCGAGUUCACAAAGAACAUGCUCGCCGCCGCCCACGGCGCAGGCGAGAAACUAAGAGGAGAAUUCAACCAAGGGGUGGACAGGACCUUCAACGAGAGUGAAGGUAUUGCGAAAAAUGAGAGGAUUGCCAAUGCUGGCAAUAGCGAGAUGGCGACGGGGCAGUUUGCGAAGUCGACGAAGAAUCGGGAGGGGGCUGUUCCUGGUGACCAUGACCCACGACGGGUGUAACAAAUGGAUGAAGAAACAAAUAUGUGAGCCAUUUUCGGUGUGAGAAUGGGGAAUAGAAGGGGGACUGGAACACAAGAAUUUUGGGUAUAAAUUGAAGAUAGGAUAGAUAGACAUGGGGAAUCGGAGAAUUUGGCAAGUGGACAGAUUAAAGAGACAUGCACCAACUUGACUUCAUGACUUACCAAGGAGUAUGGGGGGUCAUUUAUUACUUAUUGAAUUUUGUACUUGCGUGCUCGUCAUAACUACAUCGUGCAUUCUCCGUUCAUCUUGCGAUGUCCAAAAAA